This is a messenger RNA of Magallana angulata, 444 nucleotides long. RefSeq lists its product as uncharacterized. The transcript has 3 exons. Lineage: Eukaryota; Metazoa; Mollusca; Bivalvia; Ostreida; Ostreidae. Bases 63 to 365 code for a protein of 100 amino acids. The record is from RefSeq and is a predicted model, not a curated record.
GACCCUACCUUUACCUCAUUCUGUAGAAGAGAAUCGGAAGGUCAACCACGAACUCGAGCAAAAUGUUGACCAAAUCAAACCUUCUUUUUAAUGUUUCAAGAAAUGUUAUUCAGAAAAGAUUCGGACAUGCUCCGACUCCAGCUGAAGCCAAAGAAUUGGCCAAGAAAUAUGGGAUGACCAUGGAUAACCUCCCUGUUCGUGCUGGAAAUUUCAAGGAGAUGAACGCAGCCCACCAAGCAAAGAACACUCGUUACAUGCUGUUAUCAAGUCUAGGACUGGUGGUGGUUCUGUACUAUGCCUGGCACAAAAGAGUGUUUACAACUCAUCAAAUGUUCCGCUAUCCCAAGAAUAUGUACGAAAAAUAAAUUGACAAUUAAAGUAAUAACUUUUGAAUGUAAACUAGUGGAAAAAUUACUGAAGAAAUAAAAACUGUGUUACCUUUGA